UCUGUGUGUGUGUGUGUGUGUGUUUGUGUAGUGGAGCUGAACCUGCAGAGUCAGGUGGAGUUGUCCAAAGAGAGAGACGAGCUGAACAGAGCGGUGGAGCAGAUGAAGGUGAUGGAGGACGAGGAGAAAAGACGCCUGCAGCAGGCAGCAGAGACCUACCGCUCCGACCUCCUGUCCCAGGUGAAACAGGGUCAGCGGCUCCAGCUCCAGCAGAGAGCCCAGGAGGAGAGGGAGCACCAGCAGGGUCUGGUCCAGCAGCUGGAGUACCAGCGCAAGAAAGACCACUUCCUGUCCAGACCCGCGUCCCACACCCCCGGCACCGCCGUCCACCCGUUCAGACAGGCAGACAGGUCCAGGUCCGCCCCCAGACCCCCCCCACACCAGGCUCCUUAAGACGUCUAAAUGAAAGCUUUGACGGCCAAUCAGACGGCUUCAUAUAAAACAUUAAAGAGAAGUUAAUGCAGUAAUACUCAUCUGAAGUCCUUUAACUGUGUAGAUCAUAUACAUACAUAUACUUAUACACACUCCUGAUACUUCUUAUUCAUAUUUCUACAGAGAGAGACCAUGCUGGGUUUCUGUUUAAAUUGUGACUGGGUUUCUGUCUCCAGGGACUUCCUGGUUACAUAAAUAAAAUAAACUGACCGUCUCCGUCCAAAACGCCACGGCAACGUCCCGGACGCUACGUCAUUUACACCGUCUGUGUUACAAGAUGCUGCGUCAACCCCAACGACCCGAGAGAUAAACCCAACAACUCAACUACUCCAUCGUUCCAGCUGCUGAAUCAGAACAAAUUCACUUAA
Etheostoma cragini (Arkansas darter) is the source of this 800-nucleotide messenger RNA. Its product is annotated as cilia- and flagella-associated protein 53-like. The record is from RefSeq and is a predicted model, not a curated record. The transcript has 2 exons. NCBI's taxonomy places the organism in Eukaryota, Metazoa, Chordata, Actinopteri, Perciformes, Percidae. The coding region runs from base 103 to 393 and encodes 96 amino acids.